Paramecium sonneborni is the source of this 1847-nucleotide messenger RNA. NCBI's taxonomy places the organism in Eukaryota, Ciliophora, Oligohymenophorea, Peniculida, Parameciidae. The record is from the annotation of a GenBank genome assembly.
AUGUCUUUUUAAAAUGAUAUUUGUUACAUUCAUCAUAGAGAUAUCUUCUAUUACUGCAACAACAAAAACUGUGUUUCUAGAAAAGAUACUUUACUUUGUUAGAAAUGUUAUGAUACCAAUGAACACGAAGAAUGCAAAGAAUUAAAUUAUGUCAAACCUAUUUAUCAGAAAAUAGAUGAUUUUGAGGAAAAUAGGUUAAAAAGCUAAGCUUCAACUAAAAACCUAGUAGAAAGUAAGAAAAAUUUGAUAUUCAAAAAGUAAUAAUUAUUUUUAUUAUUUAAGAAAUAUUUAUAUAAAGAAGGAGGGGAAUUUAAAAAUUGAAAAAGAUGCUCAGAAUGUUAUUGAUUAGAAAAAUUCUGAAAAUUUAAUGAGAAAUAUAUUAAGUCAUUACGAAGAAGAUUUCUCCAAAUCAAAAAUAAUACCUAUGGAAGAAAAUUUUUUAAAAAUUGAUAAAUAACUUUAAGAGAUGAGAUAAAAUUGGAUUUAAGAUUAUUUUAAACCUAAAAAUUUAGAAAGAUAAAUUAUUGAAAAAACAAAAUCAAAUUUAUAAAGCAGCAGCAUUCAAAAAUAAAACAAAUCUACUGAGAAAAUGAUGGAAAUUAUUUAAAAACUAUAAAAUGAAGAGAUUGGAAAUAAUUAAUAAUAUGCAAUAAAUGAUUCUAUUAUAGAUAAUUCAAAAGCUCUUAUUUAAAAAGAAAAUUCACAAAUUUAAUUAGAAGAAAAAUAAGAAAAUAUUUUCUAAUUACAAAGUAUUGAUUCUAGUAAUAACAACUCAAUAGUAUGUUAGGAUAAAUAAUUGGACUUUAAAAGCGAAUACUAAUAAGAAGCAUAGUUUUAAAUUUAGUAAAAUUCAACUUCAGAUUAGGUAUAAACAUCUGAUGUAAAUCAGUUUAAAAAAAUAAAAUAAAAUGUAGCCUAUAGAAAAUUAGAUAGAAUAGACAUUUUAAAUAAUCCUUUAGUAAAAAUCGAAAUUAUUGAUAGCAAGAUAUUGAUAUGUUUCGAUUAAAAUAAUUAUAUUGGUUUGAUAAUUGGUUAUAAAUACAAGAAGUCCCAGAUAUAAAAUAAAAGAGUUGAAUAAUUUAAAUAACAAAUUCUUGAUAUUUAAAUAACAGAAGAUAAAUAAAUUCUUGUUCUCACAGUCAAGGGAUUAUUACUUUUGGAUUACGAACUUAAAACCUUAGAUGAAUUGGAUGAGAAAAUUGAGAUUAAUCAUCUAGCCAUAUGUCCUAUGUCAAAAAUAAAAGAUGUAGAAACUAAUGCUGUUUGUUAUCUUAAAGAUAGUAAAAAAUUAAUAGGAAUUUAAAUAAGUAACAAUCAAAUAAAAUAAUCAUUUGAACAAGACUUAAAUUUGGGUGAAAUAUAAGUUCUAUCUAUGAAAGUCAUAAAAAAUAAUUUAUACAUUGGAUUUUAAAAUGGAGUAAUUUUUGAAUACGAACUUUUAAUGUUGACUCCAAAGAAUACAUACAAAAUUUGUAAUGAUUUACAAAAUGAAUUUUCAACAAUUUUAUUUGAGGAAAAAUUUUGUUUAGGAAUUAAAGAAAACAAUCUCUAUAGACUAGAUUAUGGAAGUUAAGCUACUAUUUUAUGUUCUACAGAAACUAAAAUUAUUUCCUGUUCAUAUUAUAAUAACUAAGAAUAGAAUAAAUUUAGCAUUCAUUUAUUAUAAGAAAAAUAAGUAAAUAUUAAUUUAAAUUUAAUUAGAAUAUCUUUGUAUAUUCCAUAAUCAACAAAGAAAUUACUAAAAGCAAAAGAUUAUUAAAAGGAAGAACAUGCCUGAAGCUUUACUAAGAUUCCAAAGUUUAUUAUGGAAAUUAAAAAGGAAGAGUAACAAUUUAUCAUAUAUGAAG